This is a messenger RNA of Labrus mixtus (cuckoo wrasse), 5034 nucleotides long. It is a transcript of the gene ube2h, whose product is annotated as ubiquitin-conjugating enzyme E2H (UBC8 homolog, yeast). NCBI's taxonomy places the organism in Eukaryota, Metazoa, Chordata, Actinopteri, Labriformes, Labridae. The transcript is spliced from 7 exons. The coding region runs from base 221 to 772 and encodes 183 amino acids. Gene Ontology annotation, molecular function: ubiquitin conjugating enzyme activity. Gene Ontology annotation, biological process: protein polyubiquitination; ubiquitin-dependent protein catabolic process. Gene Ontology annotation, cellular component: nucleus. The record is from RefSeq and is a predicted model, not a curated record.
AACCAUGGUCAGAACGCUGAGAGGCAGUGAACAGCAGAGGUCUAACGUUAGCUCAGCUGCUCAUUAGGACAGGGAGACAUUGAACUGUGAAGACAAUUUGCUGGACACAUUUCCGCAAGCAAAUGUUAACUUUCGGAUAAUACAGUUUGCUAGACUGUCUAGCGUUUCGGGAGCUAGCUUUCAGUUUGCCAAGUGGUGUUCUGCGGUGGAAAUAGCAAAAAUGUCGUCUCCAAGUCCGGGUAAAAGGCGAAUGGAUACCGAUGUGGUGAAACUCAUUGAGAGCAAGCACGAAGUCACCAUCCUCAGUGGACUCAAUGAAUUUGUAGUUAAGUUUUUCGGACCGCAAGGAACACCGUAUGAGGGAGGCGUGUGGAAGGUGCGAGUAGAUCUUCCUGACAAAUACCCUUUUAAAUCGCCUUCAAUAGGAUUCAUGAACAAGAUUUUUCAUCCCAACAUUGACGAGGCGUCAGGGACAGUGUGCUUAGAUGUCAUCAACCAGACAUGGACAGCCCUUUACGAUCUGACCAACAUAUUUGAGUCGUUCUUGCCGCAGCUGCUGGCCUACCCAAACCCCAUUGACCCCCUGAAUGGAGAUGCAGCUGCUAUGUACCUUCACCGACCAGAGGAGUACAAGCAGAAAAUCAAAGAGUACAUCCAGAAAUAUGCAACAGAGGAGGCUCUGAAGGAGCAAGAAGAGGGGGCAGGCGACUCUUCAUCCGAAAGCUCCAUGUCUGAUUUCUCAGAGGACGAGGCCCAGGACAUGGAGUUGUAGUGAUAGGAGGGCUCCCCCAUCCCGCCCCCCUUUAACUCCCCACAGAGACUAUAUUUGAUUUCCUAACCAUGAGAAAAGCAGACUUAUAAUAUUCAUAUUUAAACAAGUUGAUUUUUUUAUUAUUAUUAUUAUUAUUAUUACUACUAAACAAGGAUUUUUAUGGAUAUCUAGUCUUUGGUGUGUUUGACACCCCUCCCAUUCUGUAGCUGUUCCUACACAGAUGUUGCGAUUGCUCUCACAUUCUCUCCUGCUCAUCGCCGCAGUUUUAAGGUGCGUCAUGUAGUCUUAGGCAGGAAACUUCCCCAUGAAAAAAAUCUCACCACUUCACUCAAAAUUCCCGUUAUAAACGACAGUUUUCCCAUGUGGCCUGAGUCCUAAUUUUUCUUUCUUUUUCCAUCAUGCUAACUGAUUCUGACCAACAUUCGGUUAGAUGCUCCACAACAAACAGAGCCGCUGAAGUCUUGCUUGCCGGAGCAUACAGCUCAGCAAUAUUAGCUAGUAGUCAAGACUGUAUCUUUAAAGCGCACAAUCAAAAAUAAGGCAUAUAAGCAUAUUAAGCAUAAAAAAUUACAAAAAGGUGUAGAGCAUACAAACACACAGAAAUCAUCCUCAAAUGUUGACUCAGCAGAUCUUUUUCAUCAUAUUGAUCGAGACAUGUCAUUAAAAAAUAUUCCUUUAUUUCUCAUUCAGUUCCGUUGCUACAGAGACAUGUUACCUAAGUUAUUGUUACUUUCUUUUUUUCCGAUCUGCUGCAGCUUCCUGUCUACAUGUGCGGCUGUGCAGUGCAAAAAUACAUGCUUAAUUCUAAAGUCAGAACUAGUAAAACAAAUUGAUGAAACGCAUGUCUCAUUCCAGGACAAGUGUCGGUGUGAUGAUAAAAGAUGUGUUGGUCGCUUCGGGGUUUUGAUUUGUCAAACUUCUAUUCUGUGGAGCUUCUGGUCCGGCUCGAGUUUUAUGAUGGAAGCUGAAAAUAAACUGGAGCCAACCUUUAAUCAGCUGACCAUAUAUCGGUUUUAUAUUUCAAGAAGAUUGCUCUUGUUUUCUGUCAGGAUGCACUUGAGCAACAGACAUUCUCCUUGUGCGUCUUGUAAUGUUUUUGAUUUUAAAACAAAUUUUCUAUUAGUAUUCUUGCUUAAGAACAACUUCCUGGGCAGAAGAGGAAUGUAAAGCAUCACCUGAAGUGGUGAAUAAAGAAAACCAGCACCAAAGUCAGCUUAGAUUUUAGAAGAAAGCAACUAAAAAUGGUCUCAUUGUUAUUGAUUGGGUUUGAGAAUAAAAUGAUUUAUUGAAGAUUCAGGUUUAUGAAGUAUCAGUCCUCCUCACAUUCCACAUUCUGUUACUUGGAGCUUGCUUAAAUGCACGCCCUUCAUUUAGGUCUGACCCGUGAUAUGUACCCCAGCUGCACUAGCAAACUAAAAGCCCGCUGAGAUGUAGUUCAAUUGUGUGAAGAGGAUUAAAAAUAGGGCCCAAUGUAUGACAAUGAAGCCUAAAACAAAAUUUGUGCAGUUAAUUUCACAUUUAAUUCAUUUGUACAGAUUUGAUUCUAACCCCCCCAAUCGCAGCUUUGAUUUAUGGUUGUUUUUUCCUCCUCCUUUCCUUUUAUUUUUUUUGUGCAUUUUAACCCAAUGGGGGGUCAACACAUUUGGAUUUUUUUUUUUUUUUUUAUGUACAGCAUCUACCUUGUACAGUGCUAAGACACUUCUCUGUAGCCUCGGGAAAAACUCAACCCAAAACACUGUCUGAGUGUUGCUUGUCGAGGCUAACGUGGCAGUGGAACUACCUAGAAAACUUUGAAAUGUAUUCACCUCAUAGAUUGCAGUAAGAAUCACUGGUUGCUUUGUAGGCAGAUUGUGGAUCCCGAGUUGGAGAUUCAUGGCCGAAUCAAACCCGAGAGGUCCCCUUAUCAACUCUGAUUUCAACUCCCUCUUCCGUGCCUCGUCACAAAAUCCAGGUGACCAUUGAAGAAGUCCCCUGAAACCAUGUUUUCCAAAACACUAUGGAGGUCAAACAUAAGUAGAAAAGCACAUUUUAUCCACUUAACCUAUGUUAACACCCCUCUUCCUGCAAUUUGAUCCUUCACAAUUGUAAUUUGACAAAAAUACUUUCUCUUUUGCAGAUAAGAAGAAUGACCCGGUGCUCAGUAGCAUUAGGUUAAAUGCAGGAUUGUUAGACGGCUCUGGUUUGAAACAGUUUGGUUGCAUCUCGCAUUGUGAUGAACAUUUUCACCUGGGAUGUUCUGAAAGGCUGGAAAUCAUGGUAUUAUGUGUUGAACUGUGCUUUUGACAUGUCAGGAUAGUUAGUUUGUUUGGGUGUUGACUUCCACUAAACAACAUUCGCUAUAUGGCUGUAUUACAGAUAGAGUUAGCUAGUUUGGUACCUGAUAAAGCAUUCAUUGCUCAUCUGACUUUUUAGUUAGUGUCUGUUGUGUGGUUAUAUGUAAGAUACUCCAUAGACAUGCCUGCUCGUCGUCUUCGUCUUGCAGAUUCAGAGUUGUACAGAUGAGUGUGAGGGAUUUCAAACAGGGGUGAUGUUGACCUGUAGUGAGCCGGACAGAUCGAACUGUACAGAAAUCUAAAGUGGGGUUCGGCCUUUUCCAAAAGAUUUUUUUUUUUUUUUUUUAAAUGAUCUUAAUCUUCUUUAGAACAGAUACCCUUCCUUCAUUUGUCUUUUAUUUGCAGUAUUUAUCUGAAGCUAAGGGAUAAUAUUUUUUCUCAUCCAGCCUUGGGUUAGUUUUGAAUGUUAGCUUGUGGUUAGCUUCCAGCAGCCAUUUUAACUGAUGCAGAACUCAUUUUUGUGAUACCCAACAUGUUUAGGGGCAGUAUACAGCUAUGUGAAUGUUUUACCUAAGGGGCUGUGAGCAUCAUCCACUCGAAUAGAACAAACCUGCAAAUUGUACGCACAUCCCCACCUUCACAGUCGGCUAGGGUUUCCUCCUGAAGCUGCCUAUAAAUGUGUAUUUAUUCAUUAAAGACACUUCCUUUUUUUGUUUUUAAUCUUGGUCAUCAGGCAGCACUGUCAUGGUUCAGCUCAUCACACUGAUGACAACUUGAUCUUUUGAGUUUUUUGUUCUAAGAAAUUCAGAUUGGAGUUUUUUUUUUACUUUUCAUUUGUGCAGUAUUGUACCUGAAUGCUGAAAAUACAGUAUAUCCUUGUUACCAAUUGUAAUACAAAUAGGACAUUAUGAUGCUGUGGUGCAACAGGGAACUAGUGAUAUUUUUUCUCUCAAGAAUCUUCUGUGUUGGUAAAAAUCAUAGGUGUUUUUGUUUUUUGCAUUAUUUGCAUCUAAUGGGCAAUAAAUGGAUCUAAUGCCAAUCAGCUGAUCUUUUCAGCAACUCCACACACUUAUUUAUUGCCAAGGGAAAUACUGACUGACUCAAGAACUAAAAUAAAGGAUUAUGCCUCCCACUAAAACUAAAAUUCUAAAUUAUUUUAGAAAAAUGGAUAACAUGAUUAUUGUGAUUUUAUUUAAUAUCCUUUUUGGCUCCUCCUUCCUCCCUUACUCCGCCAACAAUCCCUAACUACCCACCGUUUUAAACAGUGACUCAAGAUAACAACCUUGUUGUUCAUGGGGCCUCAAAAUACCCUAUUGGUAAGUCCAGACCUGAGCCAUAUCCCCAAAACCGUACUCCCACACUCCCCCACUCCCCCACACUCUUCUGGAUACAAUAAGAAUGAAGGUCCUCAGCUAACCAAGUAAACCGGUCUAUCAUUAAUCCAUAGACAGGAUAUCCAGGGCCCAUUCUCCCGUUUUUUAUCAGCACAGCUGCAGAGAGCCAGCACCCUGAUCCUGUAAAAUCACAUCCUCCCCCCGUGUGUUGAUUGUGUCCGCUCGUGCACUUGCAUGCUUCUGGUGUGGAGUCGAGGCCGGCUUGGUGCACACCUCUCCCAUUCUGUCUUGUGCUUGUGUGGAUUUGUGCCCUAUGCUGGCCUACUGCUGCCAUCAGGGGAUUUAGCAGGCGCACACAGCAUGGAAAAAUGGCAGUUUUUUUUAUAAAAAAUUAUGUAUUUGUUACCUAGUGUGUGAUACUUGAGGGUUAAAAAGUCAAAAGGUUUAUUUUUUGUUUUGAAAAGUCCAUCCUUGGUCUUAUUUUUAUCACCCUCUCUGCCCUUCUCUUGUUUUUUCUUUGCAUUGUGAAGUGGGCAUGCUUGUCAUAAAGAAGACAAAAUGCUCUCUAUAAUAGGCUUAUAACCUCAUAAAUAGUUGUGUAUAAAAAACUGUUAUAACUUCUUUUUUAAUAAAACAUUCAAUGUGUAUAAAUGGU